Medioppia subpectinata is the source of this 657-nucleotide messenger RNA. The record is from the annotation of a GenBank genome assembly. NCBI's taxonomy places the organism in Eukaryota, Metazoa, Arthropoda, Arachnida, Sarcoptiformes, Oppiidae.
AUGAGAGGUCUUUGGGUGUCAUUUAUACCACAAAUUGAGUGUCAAAUGAGUGGCGAUUGUAGUGUUGUUGCGGUGGAGGACAACACAACCGACACCUCUUCAGCCGAUACGAUGGCAUCGCUCGUGAAGUCUUCGUGCGUUCGCUGGGCUUUGAAUGCUUCCAAAUGGCGGCCGACUCGAGAGGAGUGGCUUUUGGCCACACGUUUGAUCCAAAAGGAAGAGAUGUCACGAAUCAAUCGGUUUGUGUUCAAAACGGACGCCAAACUGGCGCUCGUCGGGCGACUACUUAUGCGAUCGGGUGUUAGCAAACGGUUCCCAUCGGUUCCGUACAAAGACAUACUCUUUGACCGGACGGACAAAGGAAAGCCAUACUUAGUGUUGCCGACCAGUGAUGAGGUGUCGGCGAAACCGUUUGACUUGAAUAUUAGCCAUUCGGGCGACUAUUGUGUGAUGGGUUCGGUCGGCGCCGACAAAGUGGGCGUCGAUGUCAUGCGAAUUGAAUACUCGGGUCAACGCAACGACAGACCGGUCGACGACUUUUUUCGCCUAAUGAAUCGGCAGUUCUCUGACAGCGAGUGGCGAUUCAUAAACACCGGCGCCGACGAUAAGCAAAGAAUCUUUCGUUUUAUCCGUUUGUGGACAUUGAAGGAGAGUUUC